AAAUUACGUAUAAUUGAUUGCAUAUAUUAGAGACGAUCUUACGAAUGCACGUACGAAUUUACGCGUGUCGUGUAUAUUUAGGCAUAGAUAUACAUAAAAUAACACUCUCGACGCUCGUAGGAUACCAUAUCGGGUACCUUGUUGACCUCGCUUCUUUUCUCUGUCUUUCGUUCUUGUUCUUGUUCUCGUUCUCUUUCGUGUACGAAUACGCUAAGUAUGUAUAUGUUCAUCGAUCUGCUCUCCUCUCUUCCCACGUCUUUCAAUACCGACAAAAGAAGUUUCGACCAUCGUCAAUGUCGUUUCUCGUCGCCGCUGUUCGUCGCCGAAAAGAGAAUUCCAUACGAACUACGGACACGUCAUGUUUGCGAUUCGAAUCAACACGACAAAAGAUCGUAAUCGACGAAUGCGUCGAUAUUUCGGCAAAAAAUAAGGCGUAUAUCGACAGAGGCCAUCUCGAAAUCUCCAUGUAUAGACUCUUGUACGUUAGAGAUAUCCUGAAUCUUUUUGAUUCAUACGACCUCGUAACAACUACCUACGGAAAACGAUCAACGAAAUCAUCCAUGAUUGAUUAUUUAUUCUACGAGGAUGAGACGAAUGUUAAAAAUAUUACUCGCGAAACAGUAAGCGAUCGAUGCAAUUUAUCGAUUAUCGACAAUUUGUGGAAUCGAUACACGUAUUUUUAUUUUGCGUUCCAAUAUCGAUAAUAAUAAAAACCUUUUAAUUAA
Molecule: messenger RNA, 725 nt
Organism: Apis cerana (Asiatic honeybee)
Lineage: Eukaryota; Metazoa; Arthropoda; Insecta; Hymenoptera; Apidae
Source: RefSeq, a predicted model, not a curated record